Phlebotomus argentipes is the source of this 2620-nucleotide messenger RNA. Its product is annotated as probable protein phosphatase CG10417. The coding region runs from base 161 to 2224 and encodes 687 amino acids. Gene Ontology annotation, molecular function: protein serine/threonine phosphatase activity; cation binding. Gene Ontology annotation, biological process: protein dephosphorylation. The record is from RefSeq and is a predicted model, not a curated record. The transcript has 4 exons. NCBI's taxonomy places the organism in Eukaryota, Metazoa, Arthropoda, Insecta, Diptera, Psychodidae.
AACACCUAACAAAGAUGGCGGCAGAUUUUUUGGGCGAUUGAGACCGCACGGUGUUUUUUUCCUUCGUAGUGAAAAUAUCAAUAAUUUGCGCUGUUCUGGGCUGAAAAGCAUCUCAAGUGUUUGCAUUCUUGUGUGCCCGUGGCGUGGACAAGCAAUCAACAUGGGUGCAUACCUGUCGGAGCCGAUAACGGAGAAGAAUUCCUGUGACGAAGAGAACGAGUUGUUGGCGUGCGGUUCGAGUUCAAUGCAGGGAUGGCGAAUAAAUCAAGAGGACGCCCACAAUUGCCUGCUCAAUUUCGACAAAGACACGUCCUUCUUCGCCGUGUACGAUGGCCACGGAGGCCCGGAGAUUGCCCUUUACUGCAGCCAGAAGUUGCCCGAGUUCCUCCUUACCUCGGAGGCCUACAAGUCGGGCGAAAUGGAGAAGGCGCUGAAGGACGCCUUCCUCGGCUUCGACGAGACUCUCCUGAAGCCGGAGGUGAUUGAGGAGCUGAAGCUGCUGGCGGGCGACAAGUACCCGGAGCACGGCGAGGAGACGGAGACGGACGAGGAGGAGGAUUUGGCGGAGUUGUGUCAGGAGAGCAGGAUGCCACUCACGGAGGUGCUGGAGAAGUACAAGGAGGCCAAGGUGGAGGCUGGCGGCGUGGCGAAACUCAAGGAGAAAGAGCACAAGCCUUUGUCGCCCUUCCUGAGAGCGCAGCGCAGCGACGGGGCCGCGUCGUCGAGUUCCUCUGGCGCUGGCAGCAGCUCUCAGGCCACAGAAUCCACUGCAUCCGGCUCCGGUGGCUCCGGAUGGCGUCCGCCGCGCAAGCUCGAGUCAGAGAUCGACUCCACAGUGAGCAGUUCGAGCACAAGUGAGAAGACAGCGGAGGCGCCGCGCGAGAUUGUGUCCAAUGAGGCGUCGGAGUGCGAGAGCGCGACGAAUGGGGCGAAGGAGAGCUACAACAGUCCCGACUCCUCGUCGUCCUCGUCUACUGUGCGCAAGAGUGUCGAGGUGCAGGAUACAGAGAAGCCGGGCAGCAGCACAGACCAGGUCGCGAGGCCUCCAGAGGUGAAGAUUGCCAACGGCGCGGCCGAUGAUGACGGCGUGAGCGCGUCGAGCUCCAAAGGCGGCGGCCACCAGGAGCCCGAGAUCUCGACGAACAGUGGCAAGAGUGAGGGCGUGUCCAGCUCGUCGUCCGCCGUGCAGGAGAAUGGCGAGGUGAGUAGCAACAGCGGCGGAUGCUCGAGCAGCAACGAUCGUCUGCCCAAGAGAUCGUCGGCGCCGUCGCACAUCCCAGUGGAUGCCAACGCGUCGUCGUCGGACUCGGAGGACGAGAAGGACGAGACGUACAAUGAGAACACGUCCAGCACCGAAGACGUGGGCGAUGAGGACAGCGACGUGGAGGAGGAGGAGUACAACUCGGACUCCUUCGAGGGCAGCGACGAGGAGGAGUGCGUGCAUGAUGAAGACGACGAUGUGGACGAUGCGUUCAUGAGCAACAUGAUCGAGGAGCCGGGCAAGGACAGCGGCUGCACGGCCGUGGUGGCGUUGCUCGUCGGCACGGACUUGUACGUGGCGAACGCGGGUGACUCACGAUGCGUGGUGUGCAGAAAUGGUGAGGCAAUUGAGAUGAGCUACGAUCACAAGCCAGAGGAUGAGCUGGAGCACGACCGAAUCACAAACGCCGGCGGCAAGGUCACAAUUGAUGGCCGCGUCAACGGAGGACUCAAUCUUUCCCGCGCGAUUGGCGAUCAUGCAUACAAGAUGAACUUUGAACUCCCACCGGACAAGCAGAUGAUCACGGCGCUGCCGGACGUGAAGAGGAUCACAAUCAUGCCAGAGGAUGAGUUCAUGGUGUUGGCCUGCGACGGGAUCUGGAACUUCAUGUCUAGCGAAGCGGUGGUGGAGUUUGUCAAGAAGAGACUAGACGAGGGACGGGAGAGAAUAUCUCAGAUUUGCGAGGAGCUCUUCGACAACUGUCUGGCCAGAAACACACUGGGCGACGGCACGGGAUGCGACAACAUGACGGCGAUCAUUGUGAAGUUCCCGCGCGGCGGCGUGCGCGAGACGGCGGCCAAGGCGAGCGUGGAGACGAGUGAGGUCGUGGCGUCCAGCAAGAAGAGAUCCGCCUCGACGGAUGCCAAGGAAGCCGAGGAGGGGGCGAAACGACUAAAGACUGAUGAUGAAUUCCCUGCGGCUGUAGUGGUGGACACGAAUGUGGACGACGUCAGCUCCACGUGAAUUUAUCAUUUGCCGAAGAUUGCGAAGCGCGCAGAGAACAGGCAUUUUCGCUGGGUUUCCGCGUGAGUUGAGACAUGUUGUGUUUAGCAUUGAUGAAGGGGAAAGGAGAGAAAAAUGGUGGACAGAUAAAAGAUGAGGACCUUUUAAUUGAAGAGGGAGAGAGAGAGAGAGAGACAGAAGAGGCGUAAUUAAGGUACACACAUUUUACUUUCAGGAAAAAAAAAUGAUAAGGGUAGAGAAAAAAAACCACAAUCUUUGUCAUUAUACAUUCAUUUAAAUGUGACAGACGGAAGAGAAAUGCUAAAAAUAUUCAUUACGUUUAAUUUUACACAUUUGCAAAAGAUUAAAUUUAGGAGAAGUAAUUUGUUUAUCUAAUGAGGACGAUCCAGAGAGAGA